GUACGAAAAUUAGACGUCUAAUAUACAGAAUUCAAAAAACCUAUCGGAGCUCCGAAUCUUCAUAAACCCUAAUUUCUGCUCUACUACUAUCCAGGUAUUGACACCCUUCACAAUUUUUACUUGUAAAUUCAUACGUUUCUUGUCAUAAUCUCACCGCUUCACUUAAUUUUAUUGCACAAGUUUACAUAUCUAAAUAUGCACACACAGAUUAAUGACCAUUGAAGAAGCUUAGUCUCUUUGCAUCAAAUUAAAUUCAUGGCUCUGCGUUGCCUCCUCUACAGAACCCACAAAUUCAAAUUCUUAUCACUGCCGGAAAACCCCGUUUUUGAUCAACACUUCUUAAACCCUAAACCCUCUUUUCUUUGUGUGUUCACAUCAUAUUUUUCCACCUCAUUUCUCAUUACUAAAACCCCUAAAAAAUUCAAGAAACGCAAGAAAAAAGAUAGCCCGCGAACAAACCCGAUACAAAAGGAUUACCCCCGGAUACCCCAUUUUGAGAACUUGAUUCUGCGUGAUGCUCAUUUUCGGUUUCUUACUAAAACUAAAGCUUAUCUUUUUAAACAACCGGAGCAUGUUCUCCAGCUUGAUGAGGCUGGGAAGCUCCAUAAGGAGCUUGGGUUUCCGAGGGGGCGCAAAGUGAUGCGUUCGAUUCAGCAACAUCCGCUUCUUUUUGAGACGUAUCGGCAUACUGAUGGGAAAAUGUGGUUUGGAUAUAGUGAUUUGAUGGAGAGUUUGGUGGAUGAAGAGCUUUGUAUUUGGGAUAAAAUGGAAAGAGAUAGAGUUAAUGUAGUCAGAAAGUUGUUAAUGAUGUCUGCCAACAAGAGGAUUCCGUUGAGUAAAAUUUAUCAUUGUAGGUUGUUGUUUGGAAUACCGGAAGAUUUCAGAGACAGGGUGUUGAGAUAUCCGAAUUAUUUCAAGAUUGAAGUUGAGAAUGAUGGGAAAAGAAUACUUGAGCUUGUUAACUGGGAUCCAUCAUUGGCUGUCAGUGUGUUAGAGAAAGAGUUUUUGGUCGAUGAGGAUCGAGUUAAGAGGGCGUUUAAAUUUCCGGUAAAACAUGGCAAGUUGUUGGACCUGGAAAUGGAUGAUGAAAGGAGAUUGAAUUUGUUGAAUACGCUUCCUCUUGUUUCUCCUUAUUCGGAUGGGGCAAGUUUGGAUCUUUGGACACUGGAAGCAGAAAAGUAUAGGGUUGGGGUAAUUCACGAGUUUCUGAAUUUGACAUUGGAGAAAAGGGCCUCUAUACACCAUAUAGUGGAGUUUAAGGAGGAGCUGAGUCUUACUAAGCAUACUUAUCAGAUGCUAUUAAAGCAGCCCCGGACAUUCUACUUGGCUGGCACUGAGAUGAAUUGGGUUGUCUUUCUGAAGGAAUGUUUUGGGGAAGAUGGAAAAUUGAUCAAUCAGGAUCCCCAACUGGAUUUCAAUGAGAAGUUGUAUAAAUAUGCGGAAAUGCAAGAAAAGGAGUCAGGGAUAGAUCAUAUUUAAAUUUUGAUUCGGUCAACAUACUCUUCAAAUCAUUUGCUUGAUUUAUAUCGGGAGAACUGUUUUAGGAAACUAAUGGCAAGGCACGACCUGGUCAGAUUUUGUUCUCUGAAAGGAGGCUGACUUGGAAGCUUCUGAAGAUUGAAAUAGCACCGGGUGGGUAGAAAAUUGAACUCCGAUCACAAGUUUUGGCCAGGAGGCCCAGGACAGUCAAAAUUUCCUCUGAAACAAUUCCAUUAUACUGAAUUAAAGGAACACAUGCAUAUUGCAGAAUACAGAAGUGUCUUUUGACCACUGGAAUUACAGUCCAUGUUAAAAUUUUUGAGUCUAGUUUGAACAAUAUGUAUUUAUUCUCUACUUCUCCUGAAAUCUGACUAGCAUCCAUAGUUUGAACUUUGAACAGCUGUUAGGUGAGAGGUGAAUCAAAAGUAUGUAGUUGACAGAAUUUGAAAUUAAAUCUCAAGUUCUAUCACAUGUAUGAUUGUGGACUUCUGAGAAGAACGAUAACAAAGUUCUUGUUUUUUCUUCCACUAAUAUAUAUUACUCCCUCUUGUCAAGUAUUCUUGAAACA
Daucus carota subsp. sativus is the source of this 2047-nucleotide messenger RNA. Its product is annotated as protein WHAT'S THIS FACTOR 1 homolog, chloroplastic. Lineage: Eukaryota; Viridiplantae; Streptophyta; Magnoliopsida; Apiales; Apiaceae. The transcript is spliced from 2 exons. Bases 256 to 1479 code for a protein of 407 amino acids. The record is from RefSeq and is a predicted model, not a curated record. Gene Ontology annotation, molecular function: RNA binding.